This is a messenger RNA of Triticum dicoccoides, 3217 nucleotides long. Its product is annotated as auxin-responsive protein SAUR36-like. The record is from RefSeq and is a predicted model, not a curated record. NCBI's taxonomy places the organism in Eukaryota, Viridiplantae, Streptophyta, Magnoliopsida, Poales, Poaceae. The transcript has 2 exons. Gene Ontology annotation, biological process: response to auxin. Bases 1265 to 1675 code for a protein of 136 amino acids.
CGGCACCUCGAACCUCGCACCGUCGGUAGUGUACACGACGAAGUGACCCUUGCCAGCCACAGGCAAGCACGACGUGCCACACGGCCCUCCGGUUUCCUCCCCUGAUGUUGAUGAGAUGGUAAUCAGGAGCAGCAGACACCGAAAUGCUGGCCAACUCCCAUUAAUGUUGGGCCACAUGAUAGUGGCAUGACAUCGCCAUGGUGUUGAGGAACGCGGCCUCCAUGUCUGCGGAGGCGCUUCUCCUGAGCAAGCACAUGGCAUACUCCAUCACCGAUGCGUCGCAGGGAAGCGUGAUUCUGUCACUGUCAACUCCUGCGAAGCCGAACUCCUCCUGGGACAUCCUCAAGAGCUCGCCGAAGACGGUCAUUCCAAGGAACACAAUGGGCACCAUCGGCAGCGUACACGACGCAUUAGCCAUUGCCAGCCACUGACGAGCACGAUGUGCCGCACGGCCUUCUAGCUUCUUCUGUGGACAUUGAUGGCGACCAGGUGAGCCUCUUCCUCCCGAUAGCCGCCACCCUCUCUGCCACUUUUUGGCCAGCCGAGCGAGUGUCGUGGCACUCAUUAUGGUAGUUUCUUGUGUUUCUGGAACUGGAGAAAUUCUUCUGCUAGUUGGAGGUUGGAAUGCCUUUGUCUGUGGAUGAAGUGGUGGUGUUUGGUGGUCACUAGCCAUGGAUUUAUAGCUCAAGAGAGAAGGAGUACCCACAUAUGGUGUAGUGUGUGAUGGUUUGGCAGGAGACAAUGCCAUGUGUAUGGUACGUGUGGUGCUGCGAAUUUUGGAGGUGCCGUGAUGUGAUCUAGAUCAGGUCUGCUGGGGCCAAGUGUUUGCCACUUGCCGGAGCUUGCGCUGGACGUCUCGUCUGCACAGCCAUGGUGAUCGGCUUGCUAGGGAAAUGGAAGGCACGAGGACUCCAUGGGGCUCUCUAGUCACAAGCACAUUUCAGACAUGGAUGGUUGCAUGGUGCUUGAAAAUCUAAUCAAAGCCAUUCAUCACAUUUUCUGCAGCUACUUCCACCAACAUUGCACAGAGAGCACUUGUGGCAUUGUCCCCUGAGCAACGCUCUCGCUGAUAGUUACACACAACCUACACACAUGCACUGCCCUGAGCCCUCUCUUCGUUGUUCGUUCUACUAUAAAUCCAUGGCCUUCUCAACACAAGCUUCUUCAUCUCAUCUGGAAGCAACAUCACAGUCUACAACACACACCUUCAGACUUUCAGAGCCAAAGUGAAAUUUAGCCAGCCGGGAACACAUCAGACUCAACCAUGAUCCAUCCAAAGAAGCUUGCUCAGCUGGCCAAGAAGUGCCAGCGGAUGUUGGUGGCCGGAGCCGGUGCCCGCCGCCAGCAGGCUUCAGACACGGCUGAUGAUGAAUGCUGCAGCACAACAUCAUCUGUGGUCGCUGAUGAGGGCCACUGCAUGGUGUACGCCGCCAACGGAGCACGGUUCGAGGUCCCUCUUGCGUACCUCGGGCCGACGGUCUUCGCCGAGCUUCUGAGGAUGUCAGAGGAGGAGUUUGGCUUUGCAAGCGGCAGCGAGGGAGGCAGGAUCAUGCUGCCCUGCGACUCCACGGUGAUGGAGUAUGUCUUGUGCCUUGUCAGGAGAGAGGCCUCUGAGGAGGUCGAGAAGGCAUUCUUGAGCUCCAUUUCUGGGCACUGCCACAACUACAAUUGCUAGCUGCAUGGCUCCAUCAGUGGGAAUCAGCCAUCAAUUUGCUCUUUGUACUUAGCUACUAGCUUAGCUUCUGGAAUAGUUUCUUGGUUAGGACCGAGAGAGGAGCUCUAUACAGUUUUAUGUAAGAUCGAUUAUCACAGGAAAUGAUACAAAAGGGUCUCAACUUUCUGGGAGAAAUUGGAUUAUUUGACACAUCCUUUAUAAUAGUUCAUAUAGAGUACUGAAGAAAGUAGAAGGAAACCACGAGUUUUCAUGGUCGUGGUUUGCAGGGUCAGGAGGCAGCAGCUAAAAGCAGAGGACAGAAAUGGCCAGACGGUGGCUGAAUUGGGUGACAGUGCAGCGGAGGGUAUGGAGAUGGGGAGGUUUAGAUGAACAAUCACCAAUUUGCUGUUCCUACCUUUAACCAGAACCAUGGGACUGAGAUUGCGUGUCCUAGAUGGAGGCGGGUUGAGUACUGUGCUGGUUAGAGGCUUAGAGCCUUAGAGCUAGGAAUUGCGGUUUGCUGCCUAGGAAAUGGACGUGCCGCCGGAAGUGUUCAAUUCUAGAUCUGUCCUCCUCGGCUCGCCACACUCCGGUGAGAAUCCUAGACCAGAAUAAGCCCUCUAGUUGGUAAGAGUAGGGAGCAAAGCAAGCAAAUCUCUGAACAAAUUAGGAUACCCUCUUUACAUGCUUGAUGCUUUUGUUCUUCUGUUCUGUACACAUUGCCCAGAAAUUAAGUGAGCCUUGUAGUUGAACAUCAUUACUGUUGUAUGCAAAACAAAUUGACAAAAUUAUGACUGUAAAUUCUGGGUUGCUAGGUUUCUGCUAAAUCAUUUUCUAUAAGAACAGGUUACUGCUAGAUUGAUUACAGCCUUGCAAGAUUGAGAAGACUUUACAUAGCAUUUUUUCAAGUGUCAACAGAAAGAAUGCCGAAGACUCCAAUUGAAAUAUGAAGAGAUUGCCCAGUUUACGUUGUCCUUCUAUCUAUGUGACACUAAUUUACAUUCAAGCGCUAAUCUGAAUAGAAUCAGGAGUCGUAAUAGCCAUUUGUUGGUUAACACCCAGAGAUGGUGACACACACUUUUAUAAGACACACCUCUCUGAACAUUGUCAUAACUUGGUCUUGUUGACAGCCUACCUUAUUUGUAGCAUUGCAUGUCGAAGCCAUCCCUUUGCUCCUUCUCCGCACUUUCCUUUGGGCCUUCAGCUAGCUGCAUGUGUGAACUGAAUAACAGGCAUCGACUAUAUAUCUUGCACCGACACUACCUUCUGUAAAAUUUGUGGUUAGUAUAUUCAAUUUUUCAGUAACAGUUAACCAUCACUUGCUUUUACCCCAAUAAUAAAAAUCUCCCUUAUACCCAUUAAAACAUGUGGAGUAAACCCUGCUUUCUAUUCCAUUUUCGUGUUUGUUAUCAUACUUCAUUUCUGAUUGGAUUGAUGGCAUUGCAAUAAUUCCCCAUAGGAUUCAUCAUUAGAAUGGCCCCUGUAUCACCUGGUCAUUUCACUAAUUCAUAACUUUUUGAUAUUUUCAAUGUUCUGGCUUAUAUUGAGUAGAUUGUAUGGGAA